Messenger RNA from Amphiprion ocellaris (clown anemonefish), 6361 nucleotides. Its product is annotated as collagen alpha-1(XI) chain-like. NCBI's taxonomy places the organism in Eukaryota, Metazoa, Chordata, Actinopteri, Pomacentridae. The record is from RefSeq and is a predicted model, not a curated record. Gene Ontology annotation, molecular function: extracellular matrix structural constituent. The transcript has 66 exons. Bases 355 to 5577 code for a protein of 1740 amino acids.
AGUGAGGAAAGUUCUGUGCGAGUGCAGCAGAAAACACCUUCCCAGAUUAAGUUUUUUUUUUCCCUCCCCCGCAGGUUUGUCGUCUUCAUCCGUCCAUGCAGCGGUGAAACAGCAGAGAGCAGGACGCACAGAAUCACCAUCACUCCAAUCUGCCUUCAUGCCUGCGCGCUCUUAAUUGCCAGCUAUCGGAGUGCGCGCAAAGACGCACGGAGGUGACGCGCUUGUAGACUGAUAAAUCUCUGUGGUGCGGAGCAGAAGGUCCUUUUCAUUGCACGUGGAGCGCACAGGACCCACGAAGGAAUUACCGGCUGCCUUAUCAAUACCAGUAUCAAUAUCAAUAGCCGCCGAUGAGAUAUGAUGGCUCGAUGGAGUCCAGUGCGGGAGACGUGGCUGCUGCUGCUGGUGGCCACAUUGGUUUACGCGUCAAGAGCAGCCAAACCCAUUGAUGUCCUGAAGGUCCUGGAGCUGUCGGAGAACAUGGAGGGUGUGUCGCUGGAGGCAGGACUGUGCACCAGCAGGAAGGGACGGGAGGAGACAGACCUCUCCUUUAAAAUCAACAAGAAGAUUCAACUGAGCGUGCCCACCAGGCAGCUCUUCCCAGAUUUGCCAUUUCCUGUGGAUUUCUCAGUGAUGACAACAGUGAGGGCUGUAAAAGGCUCACAGGUGUUUCUUCUCUCCCUGUAUGACUCACAGGGCACACAGCAGCUGGGUGUAGAGAUCGGCCGCUCUCCUGUAUUCCUGUAUGAGGACCACGAGGGUCAUCCGUCCCCAGAGCUUUACCCCACCUUCAGAAAGAUCAACCUGGCUGAUGGCAAGUGGCACAGAGUAGCCUACAGCGUGGAGGGGCAGUCAGUGACCCUCUACCUGGACUGUGUGAAGGUGGACACCCUGGACCUGCUCAGAGGUCACGACCCCCAGGUCAGCAUCCAGGGUGUGACUGUGUUCGGAACACGCCUGCUGGACGAGGAUGUGUUUGAGGGAGACAUCCAGCAGCUGCUGCUUAUCGACGACCCCAGAGCCGCAGAGACGUACUGUCAAGACUACAUCCCAGACUGCGAUGCACCUUUACCUUACGACAGCGUAUUAACAGAGGCUGAAGAGGUGGAGAGAACCCCGAAGAAUCGUGUCCAAGAGUUCGAGGAGUUCGACUACAGCGACCUCUACGAAGAUCUUUCCGUUUCCACAGUGACUGCAGGUUCUAAUGUCACUGAGUAUGAGAUUGUAGAGUAUGAAGACUAUGACAACUCAACAAAUUACUACCACGUUAACGAGUAUGAAUAUGAGGAAGACUACGAUGAUCGCUACGGACCAGUGGAGAGAGAACGAGAGACCAUUCUGAACACACAGAAUUUACCAGAGAAAGGAGAGAAAGGAGAGCCAGGCGUUUUGGGACUGGGAACACAGAUAACAGGACCAUAUGGGCCUCCAGGACCUGAGGGAGAGGCAGGACCUCCUGGAAUCACAGGACCAGUGGGACCUCGAGGAGACCCUGGAGAGCUGGGUCCUCCAGGGCGGCCAGGCCUUAAUGGAGCUGAUGGGAUACCAGGUCCCCCGGGAAACAUCAUGCUCAUACCGUUCCAGUCAGGUGGUGAUCCAAGGACAGGUGCUGUGGUUUCUGCACAGGAGGCUCAAGCUCAGGCCAUCCUGCAGCAGACCAAGCUGGCUAUGAAGGGACCUCCAGGGCCACUUGGCCUCAGGGGCCGACCUGGACCGCUGGGCUCACCUGGUCCUUCGGGCCUGAAGGGGACCAACGGUGAGAUGGGGCCGCCGGGCCCUCCAGGACUUCCAGGUAUUCCAGGUCAGAACGGACGACCUGGGAAACGGGGUCGAGGGGGUGCAGAUGGAGGCCGUGGCGCAAUCGGAGAGACUGGAGCAAAGGGGGACAGGGGUUUUGACGGCUUGCCUGGUCUCCCUGGAAACAAAGGACAUAAAGGUGACAGGGGGAAGCCAGGUCCUGUAGGUCCUUCAGGAGAGCCGGGAGAAAAGGGUUCUGAGGGACCACCUGGGCCAAGAGGACAACCAGGCGACGCUGGUUCCAGAGGUCUGAACGGCCCCAGAGGUCGCCCUGGUCCUCCAGGCCAACCAGGCAUUCGAGGAAUCGAUGGGGUUCAAGGUUCAAAGGGAAACAUAGGACAACCAGGAGACACUGGAGCACCAGGACAACAAGGCAACCCUGGAAUCCUGGGUUUUCCUGGUCCUCAGGGGUUAGUCGGGCUGCCAGGAGAGAAGGGACCUCAAGGGAAGAAAGGGAUGCAAGGUUUACCUGGAAACGACGGACCCCCUGGUCACCCAGGAAGAGAAGGUACUCCGGGUGAAAAAGGACUGCCGGGUCCUCCAGGAGUGCAGGGGCCUGUUGGAUACCCUGGACAGCGAGGAGUUAAGGGAGCAGAUGGAAUCAGAGGAUUAAAGGGAAGCAAAGGCGAGAAGGGAGAAGAUGGUUUUCCAGGUGCCAAAGGGGAGAUGGGAGCAAAGGGGGACGUUGGGGACAGUGGAAUUCCAGGAGGCCGAGGCGAAGAUGGGCCUGAGGGACCCAAAGGCCAGAUGGGUCCACAGGGAGAUGCUGGUCCUUCUGGUACUCCUGGAGAGAAGGGGAAACUGGGAGUUCCAGGGCUGCCAGGCUAUCCGGGACGUCAGGGACCGAAGGGUGCUGAUGGAUUCCCUGGUGCAGUGGGAGAGGCGGGAGAGAAAGGCAAGAAAGGUCCUGCAGGACAGCCGGGCAGCGCAGGCCAGAGGGGUUCAAAUGGUGCACGAGGUGCCAGGGGGGCAAGAGGGCCAACUGGAAAAUCCGGAGAGAAGGGAGCCUCAGGACAUGAUGGGCCCCCAGGAUCUCCUGGAGAGAGGGGACCUCAAGGGCCUCAAGGAAGGAAUGGAGAGCCAGGACCAAAAGGAUCAAGUGGUCCAGGUGGGAAGGAUGGACUUCCAGGUCACCCGGGUCAGAGAGGAGAGCCGGGAUUCCAAGGUAAAACGGGACCUCCAGGACCCUCAGGUGUGGUGGGACCACAGGGGAAAUCAGGAGAGUCUGGCCCAACGGGGGAUCGAGGUCAUCCAGGAGCACCGGGUGUGCCUGGAGAGCACGGUUUACCUGGGGCUGCUGGGAAAGAGGGUGGAAAGGGUGAUCCAGGUUUACCAGGGACAUCUGGAAAGAAUGGUCCCGCAGGACUGAAAGGGUUCAGAGGAAGCAGAGGAGCACCUGGACUUAUGGGACCACCUGGUCUGAAAGGAGGAUCAGGACCAAGUGGAUCUGCAGGAGCCAUCGGGCCAGCGGGUGAGAGGGGCCCUCCAGGACCAGCCGGAGCCAUUGGACAGCCUGGUCGGGCUGGAUCGAUUGGAGGACCUGGACCAAUGGGAGAGAAGGGGGAACCUGGAGAGAAGGGUCCGAUUGGACCGGCAGGUCAGGAUGGAGAUCAGGGACCUGUUGGGAUGCCUGGAGCUACUGGCCCUGCAGGACCUCCAGGAGAUGACGGGGAUAAGGGAGAGCAGGGAGGACCCGGACAGAAAGGCAGUAAAGGAGACAAAGGGGAAGCAGGGCCCCCAGGCGCCACUGGCACUCAGGGGCCAGUUGGUCAGCCAGGACUUCCAGGUGUAGAUGGACUAUCGGGUCCCCGGGGCCAGCAGGGCAUGUACGGUCCUAAAGGAGAUGAGGGACUCCGCGGCUUCAAGGGCUCCAGAGGACCAACAGGAUUACAAGGCAUGCCUGGCCUUCCAGGAGAAAAGGGUGAGAGUGGACAUGUGGGACUAAUGGGUCCACCUGGGCAACAAGGCCCUACUGGUGCUCAAGGGCCUAUUGGAGGACAGGGCCCGAAUGGUCGACCAGGGAUGAUAGGACAGCCUGGUGUAGUUGGGGAGAAGGGAGAGGACGGCGAGGCGGGUGACCCCGGGCCAGUCGGUGUUCCAGGAAGGCUAGGAGACAAAGGAGACCAGGGGGAGAAGGGAGAUACUGGCCCUUCAGGAGCAGCUGGUCCUCCAGGAGCCAGGGGCAUCACAGGGGAGGACGGAGCCAAGGGCAACGCUGGUCCUAUAGGUUUGACUGGAGACCUCGGACAGCAGGGAGAAGCUGGACCCAAUGGUGUAGACGGCCUCCCCGGAUCUAAAGGAGACACAGGAGAGGCUGGAAAAUCAGGACCACCAGGAGCAGCAGGAGAACCUGGACCAGCUGGACCCCCUGGGCGAAGGGGCCACUUGGGGAAACCAGGGAAAGAAGGAAAAGCAGGUCUGAAAGGAGCGAAGGGUGCUGCAGGUUUGGAGGGUCCCAUUGGGAAGACAGGGCCCGUAGGGGGCCAGGGGCACCCUGGCAGGCCUGGUCCCCAGGGUCUCAGAGGGAUCCCCGGCCCUGCAGGCGAGCAGGGUUUAAAUGGACCACCAGGCCAGACUGGACCACCAGGUCCCAUGGGCCCACCAGGUUUACCAGGACUAAAGGGAGACCCUGGCAAGAAGGGAGACAAGGGUCACGGUGGUCUCAUAGGUCUGAUAGGGCCACCAGGAGACCUUGGAGAGAAGGGUGACAGAGGACUACCAGGAAACCAGGGGCUGCUGGGUCCAAAAGGAGAUGAGGGUCCAGUUGGCACAGCAGGUCCCCCCGGCCCCCCCGGCCCCACGGGUCUGUCUGGUGCUAUUGGUCUAAAGGGCUCUAAAGGAAACCAGGGUCCGAUUGGCCCCAGAGGAGACACUGGACCAGCUGGACCUCCUGGACCUCCAGGCCUACCAGCAGCUGGGAUAUCACCUCUGCCAGAGCGAGGGAGGAGAAGGAGAACCGACACCUCGGUGGAUGGUACUGCACUUGAAAAUGAGGAGGAGGAGGCGGUAAAUGGAGGAGGGGAGGGGUGGAUGCAAGGCGACCAGGCAGCACAGAACGGUUGGAUGAAGGAGAAGGAGGGCCAAGGCAUGGAGGAAGUGUUUGCAUCUCUGUCCUCUAUGAAAGUGGAGGUGGAGGGUCUGCGUAACCCACAAGGAACGUACCACAGCCCCGCCCGCACCUGCAAAGAGCUCUGGCUCCUCCACCCAGAGCUCCCCAGCGGUGAGUACUGGAUAGAUCCCAACCAGGGUUGCCACAGAGAUGCCUUCAAGGUGUUUUGUAACUUCACCGCACAGGGAGAGACAUGUCUAUACCCUGACAAGAAGUUUCAGUCGGUAAAGCUAGCAGCCUGGAAAGGGGAGAAGCCUGGCACCUGGUACAGUAAAUUCAGGAAAGGAAAACAGUUUUCCUACUCCGGGGUAGAUGGCGUUCCGGUCCACAUUGUUCAGUUGAACUUCCUGAAGCUGCUUAGCGCCACAGCCAAGCAGACCUUCACCUACCACUGCCUCAACUCCGCCGCCUGGCUGCACACCGCCACCUACAACCACCAACACGCACUGCGCUUCAGAGGCAGCAACGGGGAGGAGCUGACACACGAGAACACACAUUACAUCAGCGCACUGUACGACGGGUGUCAGACACGCUCAGGGCAGGAGAGGACGGUGUUGGAAUUUGACGCUCCGCUGUCCAACACGCUCCCCAUCAUCGAUGUGGCCGUGUCCGAUUUUGGAAACGGGAACCAGAAAUUUGGUUUCCAAGUUGGCCCAAUCUGCUACAACGGUUAAGUCAGGGGGGAGCCAACAACUGUAGUAAUUUAAUAGGAAAAAGAGCCAUGGACACUUUUUACAUGCAGGGAGAAAACUACAUUCAAGACCACAUAUUUAUAAGUCGAUUUACCUACAACAGUGUUGCUUCAUCUAAACGUUCAUUCUUUUAGUCACAUUCAUUCACUCACUUUGUAAUUCUCACUUUCAUCUCAUGCAUUCACACAGUUUGCUGUAUUGUCAUGAAAAUGCAUUCAAAUAGUGACUGUUAAUACUCUCUCAGUGACUCACUUUUUCACUUUCCUCUUCGAAGGAGUAAAUGGUGCUCUCACAGUUUCAUUCCAUGUCUGUUCAAACAAUUAUUGAUUUAUGCACUCAGCUCUCAUCUGUACAUAAUCACACACAAUACAAACAUUGUUAUCAGUGAAUCAUCUUGUAAAAACACCUUAUUUCAGCAGCAUUCACCUACCAUGUUUUCUGUGUUGUCAUCAAACCUCAAUUUGCUGUGUUGUUUUUGAUUGUUGUUGUAAUUUUGUUGUUAUAAUUAUCUGUUAUGUGAUGUGUAUUGGAGUGUAAUUCAUCACGGUGCUAUUAUGUGACUCCUUGCGGAGUACAUUUCUUUGUAAAAGGGAACUGGGGCAGUGCAUUUUUUUUUUUAUAUUGUGAAGCCAUAUUUUAUAUUUUUUCAACAUAACAAACCAAACUGUGGUACGUGAUUGCCUCAAGGUCUUUCUAUGCAUAUUUGUGUGGGGAAGUGACUGAUUAACAUAUUUUAAUAAAAGUACAUAAUGUACAUUUAAGUUAA